This is a messenger RNA of Rotaria sordida, 1796 nucleotides long. The record is from the annotation of a GenBank genome assembly. NCBI's taxonomy places the organism in Eukaryota, Metazoa, Rotifera, Eurotatoria, Philodinida, Philodinidae.
AUGUCUGUAAGACAUUGUUUCUCUAUUCGCUUUGUUCAAAUUCUAUUUAAUAAUGAACAUCAUUUAAGAUAUUUAUCAUCUUAUAAAAAGAAAAUUCCAAUGAAUAAUCAAAAAAAAACCAAUCAACCAUCAAUUGCUUCAUUUUUUGCAAAAAAAGAUUCAUCAAUAAUAAAAACACCAAAAAAAGAAACUGAACCACCAUCAAUUCGUAUAGAAAAUAAAGAACUAAUAAAAUCUCCAUCAUCAGAUUCCGAUGAUAAAUCUUUCGUAUUUGCUCCAACAAAACGAUCAAAAAAACGUGUUUUAAGUUUUGAUGAUAGUGAUCAAGAUCAAAAAAGUAAUUCAUCAACGGAAAAUAUGAAAGAAACACCAACAAAGAUUGUUAAACAAAUGAAAAUUAUUGAUACUAAAGUUGAAAUAAAAAAUGAAAAUAAUAAAACAAUUACUCAAAUUGAACAAACAACGACUGUUCCAAUUGAACAGCCAACAACUAUUACAAUUGAACAAAAAAAUGUUACUGAUCCUCAGUCGUAUAAUCCCGGUAAAACAAAUUAUGAUCCAAUCAAUGACGCUUGUUGGAAACUCGAUGACAACGUUCCAUAUAGUGCAUUAUCAUCAACAUUAUUAUUAAUUGAAGAAACAUCAGCUCGUUUAGAAAUAAUUCGUAUAUUAUCAAAUUUUUUUCGUUCAGUUCUUAGUUUAUCAUCAAAUGAUUUAGUUCAUUGCGUUUAUUUAUGUGUUAAUAAAUUAGCACCAGAAUAUGAAGGAAUUGAAUUAGGUAUUGGUGAAACAAUAAUUAUGAAAGCUAUUGCUGAUAGUACUGGACGUACUGUUGAACAAUUAAAAUCAGAUUAUAAAUCUAAAGGAGAUUUAGGUCUUGUUGCUGAGGCAUCUCGUUCAACACAACGUACAAUGUUUAAACCAAAACCAUUAACUGUUUCAUUUGUUUAUAAAAAAUUAAAAGAAAUUGCACAAUUAACAGGAAAUAAAAGUCAACAACGUAAAACUGAUAUAAUUAAAAGUCUUUUAGUUUCUUGUCAAUCUCAUGAAAGUCGUUAUCUUGCUCGAUCAUUAAUUGGUAAACUUCGUAUUGGUUUAGCUGAACAAUCGAUGCUUGUUGCAUUAUCACAUGCAUGUGUUCGUAAUCAAUAUUCGAAUUUAAAAGAAACAGCAUUAAAAGAACGUCUUGAUAAUGGUACACUUGCUAUUAAAGAUGCUUUUUGUCAAUGUCCAUCAUAUGAUAUACUUGUUGAUGCACUUGUUAAUAAAGGUGGAAUUGAAAAAUUAAAAGAUUUAUGUAAAGCAACACCUGGUAUACCAAUGAAACCAAUGUUAGCACAUCCAUCAAAAGGUAUUGAUGAAGUAUUAAAGCGUUGUGGACAAAGUGAAUUUGCUUGUGAAUAUAAAUAUGAUGGAGAACGUGCACAAAUUCAUUUAACUGAAGAUAGAAAAAUUUAUAUUUAUUCAAGAAAUUCAGAAAAUAAUACAUCAAAAUAUCCCGAUAUUAUUGAACGAAUUCAUAAUGCAUUUCAACCUCAUGUUAAAUCUUUAAUUUUGGAUGGUGAAUGUGUUGCUUAUGAUAUUGAACAAAAAAAAUUAUUACCUUUUCAAACAUUAUCAACAAGAAAACGAAAAGUAAUUUUAUUAUCUUCGAAUAAGAUAUUUUUUGAAAAACUUUUGUAAUCCAAACAAGAAAAUUGUUGUUAGAAUUAUUCCUUUUCAAUUAAAAUGUAAAAAAUUGUUUAACAGAAUCGAUUCAACAAACAAAGUUCAAUGAAUAGUUUUCACUUACGUCC